ACACUAAACAGCCUUUGAAAUUGCAACUAGAGAGAGACUGAGCUGAGCACAGUUUUAGGGAAAUCGCGCUCCUAUGCCUCAGAAAGAGAAAACUCGCAGGAUGAGUUCUUCUACCUCAUCCUCCAAAGUCCCAGGGGUAGAAAACACAUUAAAAGAUCUGGAUGAUGACGAUGAUACGGAGUGCAAAGAACUAGAAGGUUUGAAAGAAGCCUUGGAGAACCUCCGUGGUCUGUCCAGUGAGGAAAAAAAUGAAAAAGCCAUGUUACGCUCCCGCCUCCAGGAACAGUCUCAGCUCAUCUGCAUCCUGAAGCGAAGGGCUGAUGAGACGCUAGAACGCUGUCGAGUCCUGGAGCAGCUCAACACGGAGCUGGAGGAGAAAAGGAUGAAUGACGCCGAGCGUCUGGAGGCCCAGACCCAGCGCACGCUGAAGCUGGAGGCCCGCUUCAUGGACCUGGCUGCCAACCAUGAGGAGAUGAUCCGCUUCAAGGAUGAGCACAAGAGGCAGAAUAUAAAACUGAGAGAAGAGAAUGAAAUUUUGAGGAGGGAGAACAGAGAACAUUUCAGCCAAGCCCUGAAGGACCAGGAGGCCAAAGUGUGUCAACUCACAGCCCAGGGAGAAAAGUUGUCCAAAGAGCUAGAGGCCCUGAAGGGGAAAUGUGCUGAAGACACCAGCCGAGCUAAAGCCCGAGAGAAGGAGUUGAUGGACCUACAGCGCCAUCAAGCCAGCUCCCACAUUAAGGAAACCAGCUUGCUCCAAAACCAGCUCCACACUCUGGAGGAGAUGCACCGGAAAGCCUUGGCCAAGAUGGCUAAGGCUGAGGAGAAGCAGAAGGGCUUGAGCUCCGAGCUGAGCAGCCGUCUGGAAAAAGUGACCAAGGAGAAAGAGGAGCUGUUGCAACUCUCCAUGGAGAGGGGCAGAGUGCUUCAGAACAAACAGCUGGAGAUCCAGCAGCUUGAGGAGAAGCUGGAGAUGGCAGAGACAGCCCGGAAGAAUGCCUUGGAUCGUUUUGAGCAAGAAGCCGCCACCGUGAAUAGCAGCCUGAGAGUUCAAGAACUGAGCCGGAAGGUGGAGGGAAUCCAGAAGGCCUAUGAUGAACUUUGGUUGCAGUCUGAAGCCUUCAAAAAGCAUAGUCUGGAUCUUUUAACCAAGGAGAGGGAACUCAACGCCAAACUCCGACACCUCUUUCCAUAAGGCAGGCCUUGCUUCUGCUGGCCUCAACCAAAAUAUGUGUUUUCUUCUUUACUGGAACAGUAACCAGCCUUCCAUUUAUUAUAUUUCUAUUACACAAAGAACAGUCUUGAGACCCACUUUAUUGUCACUACUCUUGUUAUUCCAUCAUUCAAUUUUUGGUUCCACUGUCUAGAAUACACAGUUUUGUCAGAUGUCAUUUGUUUGCCUUGGAAAUUCAAUUCUCUUCAGAGCUUCUUCGCUCCCCCUGAUUUUUGUCAGGUUCUUUACAGGUUCCUGGAAAUUCAUUUUCAGCCUUUGAGAUGUCCGCAGCAGGUGGGACUUUCACCUGGUUAUAGUCUCUAGGGAAGUAAAAUUAUUCUUCAUAUGCAAUGACAUUUUCUGUUUCAAAAAUGGAGAUUUAUGCCUUUAAUAUGUACCUAGGAAGGUUUUGAUGGCUGUAUGUCCAGUCUAUCUUCCUUAGAUCAUAUUACAAGUGCAACUGCAAAGUGAUGCUAUAUUACUAAUGCCUGUGGGAGAGAGCAAAUACUGUUAAGUUUUUCCCAGAGUAGGCAGACCUCACCACAGUUAAUCUCUACAAAAAGUGUAGUUCACUUAAGUAAAAUGGGUUUAUUUCUCAGUUUAUAACUUAGUUCUUAGUUGUUUUUUUUCUUUAAUAGAGUAUUCAAAUGGAAAAUAGUGCAAAAAGCUGCAAAUUGAUUUAAUAUUGUCAAUGUAAUAUGCUAAAGGGAGAAGAGUAACUUAAUAAUCGAAGUAACAGGGAAUACAAAUUUGUUUAUUCUGGUUGUGUCACGGCAGAUUUCUUUUGUGAGAUUGUAAGUUUUGUUACUGUUGAAUAUACUGUGCAUAUUAUACAUUAGGCUUUUUCUUUUCUAUUAGUAUACUUGUAUUUCUUCCAUUGAAAUGUUUAGUUUUUAAAAAUCAAAACAAAAUAUAUACUUUUGUAUUUGGGGUACUAUGUUUUGGGGACAUCUGGACAACCACAGAGCUAUAAAUAAAAAAUACUGCUGCAUACA
Messenger RNA from Trichosurus vulpecula (common brushtail), 2205 nucleotides. RefSeq names its product coiled-coil domain containing 89 (gene CCDC89). Lineage: Eukaryota; Metazoa; Chordata; Mammalia; Diprotodontia; Phalangeridae. Bases 74 to 1192 code for a protein of 372 amino acids. The record is from RefSeq and is a predicted model, not a curated record. The transcript has a single exon.